UCCAUCCGCCCGUCCAUCCAUCCAUCCAUCCAUCUGUCCAUCCAUAUCGUUCAUCCACCCAUCCAUCCAAUCCCCGUUCUUCCAGGGCGGUAAUAAGCGCUUGCAUGCCUUUGGUGGCGCAGUACACGAUGACAAGCAGGAGUCAGGAAGACACCCCAAGGAGAAAGGUCCUUCUAGCUGUGGACCACAGUGAACAUACUCUUCGUGCUUUUAAUUGGUACCUUGAUGAUCUCCACAAGGAUGACAGCAUCUUAUAUAUUUUACACUGCCAGGAACUUCCUGCACUUACACUGCCUCCCCAUGCAUACGCAACAAGGAUUUAUGAAGACUGGUUAGAGGAAGCAAGGAAGACAGAAGCUAAAAAUAAAGACCUUCUUCAUUCUUUAAAACAGAAAUGUGAAUCAAGAAAUGUAAAGUGCGAGCUGUUUCUGGAACAUGCCUCUAGCGCGGGAGACGCUCUAUGCCAGUUUAUAAAGGAACGCAAGCCUAAUUAUGUUGUAAUUGGUUCCAGAGGACAAGGCAUGGUACGGCGCACCGUCUUAGGCAGCGUUAGUGAUUUUGUUAUUCAUCAUAGCGCGGUCCCAGUUUGUGUAUGUCCACCAGAACAGUAGCUACAAACUUCUUUUGCCUCAGUUCUUUUCAUGUACACGAGACUUCUUAUACAAAACUUAGGUAUGUUUUUUUUUGUUAAAGAAGAUUGCCAUACCACCUUUAAAAAAAAAAAAAAUCACUUUAUUUAAGUGCCUAGUCGUUCUAGCGCUUUUCGCACUAAUUGGGGACACUUUUCACUAACACGCACUACCACUACAUUUAAUAUUAGGCGGCAUGUAGCGACACUAAGAGGUAAAGGUGCUUUUGCUUGCGCUGCUUUUUCACAGGGAGCCCGGCUUUAGAAUUUGUACAUGAAUAAAUAAAUCAAUAAAGUGCUUUAUUGGG
Molecule: messenger RNA, 936 nt
Organism: Actinia tenebrosa (Australian red waratah sea anemone)
Lineage: Eukaryota; Metazoa; Cnidaria; Anthozoa; Actiniaria; Actiniidae
Source: RefSeq, a predicted model, not a curated record